Molecule: messenger RNA, 1170 nt
Organism: Phragmites australis (common reed)
Lineage: Eukaryota; Viridiplantae; Streptophyta; Magnoliopsida; Poales; Poaceae
Product: vacuolar iron transporter homolog 1-like
Exons: 2
Coding region: 1-1170 (389 amino acids)
Biological process (GO): intracellular manganese ion homeostasis
Cellular component (GO): membrane
Molecular function (GO): iron ion transmembrane transporter activity; manganese ion transmembrane transporter activity
Source: RefSeq, a predicted model, not a curated record
AUGACGAUUACCUUCUGUACCAACAGUCGAUGCAGUGUUUGUGGUUGUGCGAUUCGAUUCAUGUGGAGGCGGCAGAAUGCUGGGCAGCGGCAGGGAGUGAAGACGGAUGCGGCGUCGGCCCUGGCCAGGAAGCGAGGCGGCGGCAGGCUGCUGGUCAUGUGGGGAGCGAGACCUGAUGCGGCGUCAGCACCCUGGCCAGGAAGCAAGGCGGCGGCUGGUGGGGCAUGUGGUGGCGUGCUGGUGACGCGCGCAAGCUCGUGGUCUCGCAAGGGUAGUAACUGUGAUGCGCAUGCAUGGCGUCGGCGUCCUGGCUGGGGAGCGAGGCGGCGGCUAACCCGUGCGCGCGGUGGCGGCGGGCUAUUGGCUGGCGCGGUGGGAGGGCUGGAGGAAUUUGGUGGGGAGCCAGCCGAGGAAUGGGGAAUUAGGAAUGGGGAAAAUUUUGGCGGCCGGUGCGAGUCUUCUGUUUCGUUCCGUGCUUCCAUGGCUCCCAACCUCAGCUCCGACGUCCACACAGCGUCGAACGACACCAUUCAGUUCCCCUCCAAGCCCACGACGGCCGCCGUCGACGACAUCGAGGCAGCAGCCCACGGAUCGGCUGACCGCGUCGACUAUUUGGCUCGCGCGCAGUGGCUCCGCGCCGCCGUCCUUGGCGCCAACGAUGGGCUCGUCUCCGUGGCCUCCCUCAUGAUCGGCGUGGGCGCCGUCAACGACACCGCGCGGGCGAUGCUCGUGUCGGGCCUCUCGGGGCUCGUGGCCGGCGCAUGUAGCAUGGCCAUCGGAGAGUUCGUGUCCGUGCACGCGCAGUACGACAUCCAGGUGGCCCACGCCGAGCAAAGCCGGGGCAGCGACGUCAGCGGCGGCAGCGAGGAGAGCCUGCCGAGCCCGACGCAGGCGGCGGGCGCGUCGGCGCUGGCGUUCGCGGCGGGCGCCGCGCUGCCGCUCCUGUCCGGCGGGUUCGUGCGGCCGUGGGCGGCCCGGGUCGCAGCGGUGUGCGCGGCGAGCAGCCUCGGCCUGGCGGGCUUCGGUGCUGCGGGCGCGUACCUGGGCGGCGCGAACGUGGUCCGGUCCGCUGCCCGCGUGCUCGUGGGAGGGUGGCUCGCCAUGGCGGUCACGUUCGCAGUGCUCAAGCUGUUCAGCCUGGCGUUCAAGAUGCAUGUCUCCUCGGCAUAA